This is a messenger RNA of Lolium perenne, 438 nucleotides long. Lineage: Eukaryota; Viridiplantae; Streptophyta; Magnoliopsida; Poales; Poaceae. The record is from RefSeq and is a predicted model, not a curated record.
AUGGCGGAGGAGCUCCACCGGCGCCCACCCCCGUCCCUCCACAACCUGCGCCUCAGCCGCAACAACACCAAGGAGGAGGGGGCGGUGGCCGUGGCCGUGGCCGUGGUGGUGGCAACAACGGCGGCCCCGGCAUCGUCGGUCCGCGCCCCGGUCCCCGGCACCAUCGGCCCCCGCCCGCCGACGCACCAGGCCUUCAUGGCCGCGCCACCGCAGGCUCCCGCCGGCCUGCCCUAUGCUCCCGCCGGCCUGCCCUACGGCGGCAUGAUGCCGCCGGCCCCGACUGCCCACUGGGACCCCGCGCUGUACACCGCCCUUCAGCACGCCCCCUCGCCGGGCGCCUACUCUGGCGGUGGCGACUGGUUCAUGGACACCGGAGCCUCCGCACACAUGGCUGCUCACCCGGGACGCCCGUACCCGGAUGGUUUUGCACCGCUGUGA